Anopheles nili is the source of this 990-nucleotide messenger RNA. Its product is annotated as zinc finger protein 22-like. Gene Ontology annotation, cellular component: nucleus. The coding region runs from base 1 to 990 and encodes 329 amino acids. Lineage: Eukaryota; Metazoa; Arthropoda; Insecta; Diptera; Culicidae. Gene Ontology annotation, biological process: regulation of transcription by RNA polymerase II. The transcript has 2 exons. Gene Ontology annotation, molecular function: zinc ion binding; DNA-binding transcription factor activity; RNA polymerase II cis-regulatory region sequence-specific DNA binding. The record is from RefSeq and is a predicted model, not a curated record.
AUGAAUGAGAGCAACAAACGUAAAGCUGAAAUUAAGCAGCUUCCGACAAAUGUACGGGACUAUUGUCGUGUGUGCCUAACAGACGAUUCCGAUGGUGAAAAGGAAUUGUACCACAUCGACGAUAUGUACAUGAAAGCAGACAGAAUUUCGGAGCAAAUGUAUUCCUUCCGAGAUAUGUUGGCUGUUUUUGUAAAUGAUGAGCUUGAAACCCACGGAGGAUGUUUACCUACAAGCAUAUGCGUCGUAUGUGCUGAUCGGGCGCAACAAGCGUUCGAGUUCAUCGAACAAUGUCAAACAACGGACAAACAGUUGGAGGAACAUUUCCAAAAAGUAUCCAUGUCCGAUGUCGCUGGAAAUCACAUCAAAGAGGAACAUUCUGAAAAAUAUGCCAACGAAGACUUUGUAGUAUGCGAUGAAAUAGCGAUCGUUGCAAAACCGACAGAUGCUGAAUUAAAUUCCGAACCGGAAGAACAGGUUGUCAAUUCCGUUAGAGAAACCGCUGCAAAGAACAACAAGCGCAAUCUGGAGACGAAAGUGAAAUCUUUUAAAUGUGAUGUAUGCGCUAAAAGUUUCAGCCAAUCACAGACAUUGAGAAGACAUUACAGAAUGCACGAUGAGUCUGGUAACAUGAAGAAAAGCUGUCUGCUGUGUAGCCGGCAGUUUCUGAGAUCGGACGACCUUAAGCGACACAUUCGAACGCAUACCGGCGAACGUCCGUACAAGUGUAAACUGUGUACGAAAUCCUAUAAACAGUCAUCAGAACUGAAGGAACAUACGUUGACCCACAGUGACGAAAAGCAUUUCAAGUGUCCUGAGUGCGGUAAGGAGUUUUUCUCACGUAACGGACUGUAUGUACACCUGAAGGUUCAUAAAGGUAUCAAACCGCAUGACUGCCCAUACUGCAGCAAGUCCUUUACCACCACCAGUGAGCGCUCUUCCCACGUACACUACAUACACCGAGUAGGACAACGAAAAACGAGCACGCGAUAG